Molecule: messenger RNA, 1645 nt
Organism: Magnolia sinica
Lineage: Eukaryota; Viridiplantae; Streptophyta; Magnoliopsida; Magnoliales; Magnoliaceae
Exons: 10
Coding region: 64-1065 (333 amino acids)
Biological process (GO): methylation
Molecular function (GO): methyltransferase activity; RNA binding
Source: RefSeq, a predicted model, not a curated record
UGAACCGAGAGCACCGUAAAACAGGAAAAUAGAGGGGAGAGGGGAAUCAAUCGGAGGUUGGGAAUGGAGUUGCUGAGGCUUCCAAUCGUUCGUCCCUCCUCUCUGACAGUGUUCUUCUCCAUUUCAAACACAGCUCGACUAUCUGUAAGGCGGGUCGCUACUCGUUUCCUUUCAUGUCCGUUGAGAACCUUUGCAGCUGCAAGAUCGGAAAGAGCUCUACCCCAGAAGAAGAAAAAGAGGCUGGAUGAGGUCUGUCUUGAACAGUACCAGCAGUACAGCCGAACCUUCAUACAGUCAUGGAUCCUACAAGGCAAAGUAUUUGUGGAUGGAAGAGUGGUAAAUAAGGCUGGAACACCGGUAUCAGAUAAAGCAGUUGUGGAGAUAGUGGCUGAGGUUCCAAAAUAUGUAUGUAGAGCAGGAUACAAGUUAGAGGCUGCCAUUGAGCAGUUAGGUGUUGAUGUUGCGGGAAGAGUUGCUCUUGACUCAGGGCUUUCGACUGGAGGCUUUACUGAUUGUUUGCUUCAAUACGGUGUAUCGUUUGUCUAUGGAGUUGAUGUAGGCUAUGGACAGGUGGCUGAUAAAAUUCGCCAGGACGAGCGUGUCUCUGUCAUAGAGAGGACAAACUUGAGAUACCUUCCUGGGCUUCCGCAAAAAGUGGACCUUGUGACUCUGGACCUUUCAUUUAUUUCCAUACUUUUGGUGAUGCCUGCUGUACUCAAUGUCAUGAAGAAUGAGUCCACAUUGAUUACACUGGUCAAACCACAAUUUGAGGCUCGCAGAUCACAGGUGGGAGGUGGAGGAAUUGUGAGAGAUCCUGCAGUACAUCAGGAGUAUGAUUUUCCGGCUAUUAUGCUUCAUCCACAGCGUGGCCCCAAUUUGUCUGGUCCACAUUGGCAUGCUAGUAUGCCAUGUGUAUGGUGGAUGAGCCACCACAAUUUAGUUCUUGAGAGGAUCAUCAAGGGCGUAGAAGGUUUCGGUUUCUCCAACAAAGGGUGGAUAGAGUCUCCCCUAAAGGGCGCUGAGGGAAACACAGAAUUUCUGGUUUGCUUCCAUAGAAACUCCUGAGAAAACAGCAUGACUCACCUUUCGUCUUAUGACUUGUUAUCUUCAUCACUUGAUGAAAAGACGAUUUUAUGCACCUAGCUUCAGAGCCUUAUUUUGGGUAGAGAUCCCAAAUGCAUACACCAUUGUUAAGGAACCUAUCAAGUUUGGGGUGUGACCAAUUAUCAAAGAAGAUGGUUUUGUGAUGCUCUAUACACCAUUCAACUUUGGUUAUGGAUUCGUGGCUUUUGUUGAGGGGCUUUCAAAUACUUGGAUACCCCACAUUCUCCGAGUUUUGAAUCAGUCGAUAGGAAGCAACAGUGAUGGGUUCUGCUUCUGAUCAAUGAAUGUGGCUUGCUUGUUGAGGAAGAAUCGAGAGUGAGAAGAUGAUCAUAAAGCUAUGUUGGUGUUUGAGUGGUUGUUGCCCCAUGUAUUUUUAUUUUCUUUCUGGAUGUGUUUGGGCAAAUGUAGGUUUUGAAAUUUUUACAUGAACCUUUCUGAAUGAGAGUUUCUUCCAAUUGGAAAUAUUGCAAGGGUGUGUUUGGAUGCCACCCAUUUUUCAUUUUUCACUAAAUCCACAAAUGACAUGCAGAUUCCAGGACAA